UAUCUGAUUCUAGGGUGAGUUCUGGCGUUUGAGGAAACAUUUUUCUUUAAGUUUUCAAACUUUGAGCAACGUAAAAACUCUCAUUUACAUUGUAAAAACGGCGGCCUAAAAGUCGACAGCUUGCUAAUUUAAUAACGUUCUUUCCAUGUUUGCUAUCAGUUUUGUACUAACAGCUUCUUUUGUGAUUGACAAAACUACUUCAUGGAGUUCUCUGUUUGCGUCCCUGAAGUGUUAAUAAAGAGGCUAAAUUUAUUAGAAGUUCUGUCAAAAAGAGAACCCACCUGCCUGCAAAACGUUGUUCAGUUUAUGAAAAAAUAGCAUCCUUCAGGACAUUUCAGUCGCAACAACCUCUUGCAAGUCAUUCGAAUAACAUUCAAAAUUAUUUUUUGUAUUCUACUUUUCUUGUAGACAGGCCAAAAAUGAAUACCAGCUGCGUCAACGAGCGACUGAGCAGUGCAGCAUCCAUCGUUCUCUCGUUGUGGUUCGCCUCCUCUGGUUUAGCAGCUGUCAUUGGAAAUGCAGUGGUGCUGUGGUUGUUUUACAAAAACGAGUCUUUACGAACAAUUUCAAACCGAUUUUUAGCCUCGUUGUGCGUAGCAGACUUUAUCGUGGGGCUUGUCAUAGACCCUACCUGGAUAGCCAUCAGAUGUUGGAUUCAGCCAUCCGAAAGCCAAAUUUUAAACAGCAUUUUGGAUAUGCUGUGGAUUCACACAACAGCUGCCACAGUGUUUAACUUGUGUUGUGUUUCUGUUGACAGAUUUAUUGCCAUUCGCUUUCCUUGCCGUUAUCAAGACAUUUUACCUUUGAACAAAUGUUACACCGCGAUUUUCAUGGUGUGGUUAAUUUCAUUUUUUCUUCCUUUUUCGAGGAUUUUGUCGGUAAAUAAUCCAGCAAAUGGUGCGAUACUGUGGUUGUCGUUAACAUUUAUAAUAUUUGUGCUUCCAAUAAGUGUUGUCACCUUUUGCUAUUUUUGGAUUUUCAAGACCGCCAGAGAGCAAUCUAGGAGAAUAACAAGAGAAACUGCUCGAAACAUAGACCAGAACACUACAGCCCUUGCUAAACAAAGUUAUAAGGCUGUCAAAACGACUGGGUUCGUGCUAGGUGUUUUCAUCGUUUCAUGGAUGCCCUGUGUCGUCCUUUCUGUUGUGCAUCAUUUCGCAGGCAAAGACAAGUGUCUCGAUCAUAGAUUUUCUUUUGUAGUGUGGCCCUGGAUCGAGGCAAUUUCGUUUACAUCAUCCGCGAUCAACCCGUGGAUUUAUUACUUCAGAAAUAGCCUGUUUCGAGAAGCGUCGUAUCGCAGUUUUAGCUGGCUAUUUUCCUCGAGAACUGCGCCAAAACUACACUGGAACGAAAGAAAGUCAAGAAGAAGAGUUUUCACUGUCAGUUCCAUGAUUGGUGAGACAGAGUUCGAAGCCGGGAUAAAAACAGUAGCAAUCGCUCCGUAUGCCAUUUACGUUAGCGCUCGGGCAUGUGAUCAAACCGGUACACGAUCAACCAAAUCAGAACAGAAAACUGACAAAUAGAUCGUUUUCACGUGACGUCAUCACUUUCUAAAACCCAAACCAAAAGAGCCA
Orbicella faveolata is the source of this 1574-nucleotide messenger RNA. RefSeq names its product trace amine-associated receptor 7a-like. Gene Ontology annotation, cellular component: membrane. Gene Ontology annotation, biological process: G protein-coupled receptor signaling pathway. The record is from RefSeq and is a predicted model, not a curated record. Lineage: Eukaryota; Metazoa; Cnidaria; Anthozoa; Scleractinia; Merulinidae. Gene Ontology annotation, molecular function: G protein-coupled receptor activity.